AUGCCUUCGUCAGUGAGUGCUCAAGCACCGCAUGAGUCGCCACUGCCCCGAGUGCCAGAUGAAGCAAUGCUUGAGGUAUUCUUGCCUAAGAGGUCGGCGGGGACAGGUGGCGGCGGGGAGGAAAGUCCUUUUAAAACUGCUAGGCUACGCCGUGUUGCAAAUGAGCACUUGGCUGUGAAUGAUGAAGAACUUGAAGUGCCUAGCGAGUGGGAUGAUUUGGACUUUUCUUCCAAGUGUGAUGAUGUAGCAGCAGACGGUGGUCUCAGUGUAGGCCAGAAGGCAAACACGGUUGAACAUGUUGACGCCAUUGCAGAUAGGUUUGAGGUGCAAAGGUUGAUUCGCAAGCGAGUUCUCAAGUGUGCCGGGUUGCGAGGUGAGGUGUUAGAAGAAGGUUUCAAGCGCUUGUCAACGAAAUUCGUGAGGACAUGGCGCAAGAAGGUUAAAGGCGGUGUUGAAAUGGUGUUGAGACGGUCAAGAUUAUGUGCACGGGAAUACAAAUGGCUAGAGGCCGACCGCCUUGACAUUUUCAGUCCUGCCAGCAACACUGCCGUGUCGAAGCUGUUGCCGUGGCUGUUUGCUCGGAUGAAGAAUGAGUCUGGUGCUGGUGACGACAAACCAUCGAUGCUUACGCUUGAUGUCAAGGAUGCAUACUUGACGGUGCCGCAGGCUGAGAAGGUCCGAGCAUCCAUGCCCCGUGAUUACAGUGAUCAGUUUGAGUAUGAUUUUGAGAUGUGCAUCCCGGAACAGCGGGACGGGGCUUUGCGCUGGAGAGAGCGUCUGAUCAACUACUUGCGUACCAAGUUUGAGGUGAAAGCCUGCCCAGCACUGAUUUCGAUUGACGGGCAGAACUGCCUUCUUCAUGUGGACGAUUUGUUCAUUGUGGGCAAGCGAUCGUUCUUGCUCAAACACUUUGUGCCAGCACUUGAGAAGGAUUUUGAAUGCUCAGGACAAUCGCCUCUGAGGAAGGAGAGAGUGUCAGUUUCUUGA
This is a messenger RNA of Symbiodinium sp. CCMP2592, 987 nucleotides long. The record is from the annotation of a GenBank genome assembly. Lineage: Eukaryota; Dinophyceae; Suessiales; Symbiodiniaceae.